AACCCCUUUACAAAUUUCUCUUUCUUCUUCUCUGAACCAAAAUCCCUAGCUCUUAAGAAUCGGGGGCGUUUCAGUUUAAUCACAAAUGGCAGAAGUAGAAGAAGCACCGAAAUCACUUAACUACAUCCCUGAGAUAGUCCUUAAGAAGAGAAAAAGCAAUGACGACUGGGCGAUUAGAAGGAGAGAACAGGCGGAACUCAAAAAGGAGAGGACCAAAAAGAACAAAUCACUGGUUUUCAGAAGAGCUGAGGAUUUCAUUAAAGAGUAUCGUAACAAGGAAUUGGACUUUGUCCAGAUGAAACACAGGAAAAAGCAGCGAACAUCAUCAAAUGCUAUCCCUGAAUCGAAGCUGCUGUUUGUCAUUCGUAUUCGUGGCACCAAUGAUAUGCAUUUUCAGACGAGGAAGGCUUUACAUUCUUUGAAGUUGAGAUCAAUCAACAGUGGUGUCUUUGUUAAGGCAAAUGAAGGAGUUAUGGAUAUUCUGAAGAGGAUUGAACCAUAUGUUACUUACGGGUCUCCUAACUUUCAGACAGUAAAAGAUUUGAUUUGCAAGAAAGGGUAUGGAAAGAUUGACAAGCAGAAAACACCCCUAACAGACAAUAACCUCAUCGAGCAGGCACUGGGGCAGUAUGGAAUUCUAUGUAUCGAAGAUAUUGUACACGAGAUUGCUACUGUCGGUUCACAUUUUAGGGAAGUAGUGAACUUUCUAUGGCCAUUCAAACUGACUAGGCCAGAAGGAGGUAAGCUGCUAAAGAAAACACGAUACAGUGAUGGUGGUGAUGCAGGAAAUCGUGGAGAUACUAUUAAUGAACUCAUCAAUAAGAUGAACUGAGAGUAGACUGCGAAUCAAUGAUGCUCAUGUUCACCUACAAAUAGAGAGACAAAUUAGAGAGAUACCUUAAAUGUGUCUUCAGUUUAUGUGUAAUAGACUUCGCUAAUCUUGUUUUGAGUUGACAAUAGCUACUUCUGCCUCUAAUCUGAUGGCAUGAUUUUGUUGAUUACAUUAUGCUCUUGUAAGUUUUUUUAUUCAAAUGUUUACUCUUCUGGUUGAUAUAACUGAACAUCUAGACUUUUAGUGUUUUUUCAAA
Papaver somniferum (opium poppy) is the source of this 1088-nucleotide messenger RNA. RefSeq names its product 60S ribosomal protein L7-2-like. Gene Ontology annotation, molecular function: structural constituent of ribosome; RNA binding. Bases 86 to 832 code for a protein of 248 amino acids. Gene Ontology annotation, biological process: maturation of LSU-rRNA from tricistronic rRNA transcript (SSU-rRNA, 5.8S rRNA, LSU-rRNA). Gene Ontology annotation, cellular component: cytosolic large ribosomal subunit. The record is from RefSeq and is a predicted model, not a curated record. The transcript has 5 exons. Lineage: Eukaryota; Viridiplantae; Streptophyta; Magnoliopsida; Ranunculales; Papaveraceae.